AUGAGCUGGGUGUGGCAGCUAGGAACUGGGUGUGGCAACGAUGAUCUUGGUGUAGCCAUGAUGAUCUGGGUUAUCUACCCUCUAAUAUACACUGUUCCCUUCACGAGUCCCCCCAAUAUCUCAGCCUUGGAGGCCCACUGCCAAGCACACGAUUGUCCUGUCUUCAAGUGUUCCACUAAGGAUGGUUCCUGUAUCCAGUGGAAAUGGUAUGAUAUCAACGAACAGUUGAUCAACUACUCCUCCUUCUGUGGGAACCUGGUUGACCAGACCAAGGUAGAAUCCCCCGUCCCUAAGACGUCCGGGUGUUGGAGACAGAUGAUGGGAACUUACAUGAGAGAGGUGUGUGUGUGUGACACUAACUACUGUAACCAGGGUGCCAGGCACUCUGUGGCCCUUCUGUUGCUGUUGCUGUUGCCUGUGGCCGCACAGACUGCUGUCACAACCUUAAUGAUACUUUAAUGAUAUGGUUGUCCCGUAGCUGGGCUGGUAGUGUACUCAGCUCUCACAUUGUCUGUGGUUCGAUCCCCAGUUACGGGUGGAAGCAUUGGGCGUGUUUCCUUAGGACAUCUGUUGUCCCUGUUCACCUAGUAGUAUGUAGGUACCUGGGUGUUAGCCGACUGGUGUGGGUCGCAUACUGGUGGACAAAAAUAACCAAAGUUGCCCGAAAUGCUCAUGUCAAAGCCCAGCCCUAUCUGAGGUAUACCACCACCCCCAGAAUGCCACCCACACCAGUUGAUUAACAACCAGGUACCUACUUACUGCUAGGUGAGCAGUAACAGCAGGUGUAAGGAAACACACCCAAUGUUUUCACCCGUAACGGGGAUCGAACCACAGACACCCAGUGUGUGAGGUCAGUGCGCUACCAACCCAGCUACAGGAUUGCUUUCAUAUUGCACGUCACUGAUGUCAGCUACGUCCGCAUAAGUUGUAUAAUGUACUUGUAUAAAUAAAGAUUAUCAUUAUUAUUGGCAGGCUCAUUAGCUAGGGUAGGUCAAAUUUUACCCAGUAUCAUAUAUCAUUAUUAUUAUGGGGUAGGUCCAAUUCCUUUGAUUAAGAGCCCUUCAGUUGUAUCAAGGGCACUUCCCUUCAUACUUUGAAGGGUAUAUCUGUUAAAACUGUUAAAAUAGACGCUGUUAACAGUUGAUACAAACAGAUCAACGGUUUAAGUAGUCUCUGUUGUGAUUAAGUUGAUGAGAGUGUAGUAUAAUUAAUAAUUACCUGUUGCAGUUAUCUGUUUUUGCCUGUUGUUAUUCCUGUUGUAAUUACCUGUAUUCUUUAACAUAACACUGUGAUAAUGUUAAUGUGUGUCUGGGAAACAUUGAAGUCAACAUUCAAUAUAUAUUCUUCAUCAUCCUGACCUCUGGUUUUAAACAGGUAAUUUUUAUUCAGUUGUAUUGUUAUACAACAGA
Molecule: messenger RNA, 1409 nt
Organism: Cherax quadricarinatus
Lineage: Eukaryota; Metazoa; Arthropoda; Malacostraca; Decapoda; Parastacidae
Source: RefSeq, a predicted model, not a curated record